GGGCCAGAAAGCGGAGCCCAGGUGCCUUCCAUCGUUUGAGAGCCAGCGACCCUCGCCCUAGGCUUUCAUCUUCACCAUGGCUGAGCUGAUCCAAAAGAAGCUGCAGGGAGAAGUGGAGAAAUACCAACAGCUGCAGAAGGACUUGAGUAAAUCCAUGUCAGGGAGGCAGAAGCUUGAGGCCCAGCUAACAGAAAAUAAUAUCGUGAAGGAGGAACUGGCCUUGCUGGAUGGAUCCAACGUCGUCUUUAAGCUUCUGGGACCCGUGCUUGUCCAACAGGAGCUAGGGGAGGCUCGGGCCACAGUGGGAAAGAGGCUAGACUAUAUCACAGCGGAAAUUAAGCGCUAUGAAUCGCAGCUUCGGGACCUUGAGCGGCAGUCAGAGCAACAGAGGGAAACCCUUGCUCUGGUGCAGCAGGAGUUCCAGCGAGCCCAGGCAGCAAAGGCUCCUGGGAAGGCCUGA
Arvicola amphibius (Eurasian water vole) is the source of this 460-nucleotide messenger RNA. Its product is annotated as prefoldin subunit 6-like. Gene Ontology annotation, cellular component: prefoldin complex; cytoplasm. The record is from RefSeq and is a predicted model, not a curated record. Lineage: Eukaryota; Metazoa; Chordata; Mammalia; Rodentia; Cricetidae. The transcript has a single exon. The coding region runs from base 77 to 460 and encodes 127 amino acids. Gene Ontology annotation, molecular function: protein-folding chaperone binding. Gene Ontology annotation, biological process: chaperone-mediated protein complex assembly; protein folding.